AUGAGUUUUAUACCAACUCAUUAUUCGAACAGAUACAUCAAUCAGCGAUAUAACAAAGCGCUCUACAUUGUACAGCAUUUGCCGUCUUCAUCCAAUGUUCAGCCGACAAAAGAUCAAAAAUUAGAGCUGUAUGCCCUGUAUAAGCAAGUAUCUCAUGGAGAUAUAGAUACCCAACGGCCUGGCAUCUUUGAUGUUGUAGGCAGAGCGAAAUGGGAUGCCUGGAAAAGAUUAGAAGGCAUCAGUGAAAUGGAAGCAAAACAUAGAUAUGUCGAAACACUACUGCAAGCAGCAAAAGAGGCAUAUAAGAAACCUGCAGGCAGGGCACAAGCUCAUCAAAUCAUUCAAUCCUUUGCCGUUAUGCAGCCAUCAGGCGACAGUGGCGACUCCUCCAGCGACGACGAUGAAGACGGCGAUGACAGAGACGAAGAUGAAUCCAGUAUAGGAUCAGCAGAGGCAGAGGAACGAGCGUACCUUCGACAAGUGCAGAGAUCAACGCCCAUGAUGAACCGUCGCCCACUAGCAUCACCCGCGCAACACAAGGCCAGAUGGCAACAGGAACAGAGACCCUCUAGCCGUGCUUCUUCCCAGUCAGGUCGCAUGUCCAUGAUGACAGCACCCUCAGAACUGAGACGACUCUCAAUUUCAUCAUCCAACAGCACCACAUUACGCCCCGUGUCAGCAGCAUCUGCUAGAUCAGGAUUAGAUAUGAGCAAACGAAGCGGCAUUCAGCAGCAGCAGAGAAUGGCCAAAAGAGAACUGUACGAGGAUAGUUUUGAUGACAAUGUGAAUCCUUGGGUGCUCCAUCCUUCAUCUCGGCAAUACAGAAUGGAGGAAGUGCCAUCCAUGCAGCAGCAAGAUAGUCAACAGGAUCUCUCUACAUUGUACAGAUCGCCCAUGAGCACCACAUCAUCCUCUGCAACAGCAACACAACAGCAAUUUGCAUCAUUGAACAGCCAGCAACAACAACAACAACAACAACAGCAGCAGCAGCAUGAGCAGACAGUGUUAGGACCUGCUACCAAGAGAGCCCUGGAAGCAUUGCAGCAAGAGAUUGAAGCAUUGAAUGAGCGGAUCGAUGGACUGAGAAAGGAAUUGGUUGCUAGGGAUGCAGCAUCAGCAUCCAAACGACUUGCGAAACCCAGCACUGCUGCUGGUAGUGGAGAUGAGGAUGGUUGGAAAUGGGUCUACAAGGCAGCGGUGAAGCAUGCUGUGAUGAACCUACUGACAGCUUCUAUUCUACUAUUAUUUUUAUACAAGAAACAAAGCCCAGUGGCACAUGCAAUUCUAGGCGUCCUUCAAAGGAUUCUAGCAAAAUUCAAGCUUGGAAGACUCUUGAUCAGCAAGAUGGUUUUGAAAAAUGACACAAACAAAUAA
Molecule: messenger RNA, 1374 nt
Organism: Mucor velutinosus
Lineage: Eukaryota; Fungi; Mucoromycota; Mucoromycetes; Mucorales; Mucoraceae
Product: Golgi apparatus membrane protein TVP38 (Golgi apparatus membrane protein tvp38)
Exons: 5
Coding region: 1-1374 (457 amino acids)
Biological process (GO): fatty acid metabolic process
Molecular function (GO): fatty-acyl-CoA binding
Source: RefSeq, a predicted model, not a curated record